AUGGAGCCAGUUGAUAUCAGUUUGCACAAUGCUCUAAACACGAACGCAGGCAUAGACCCCGUAAGGAAUGCACACAGGGAAGCCCAACCCGACGGCCAAAGAACACGAGGAAUGGAAAAGGGAGGAGUUAGCAUCCAGAGUCAGAACAGAACUCCAAACACAACUGAACCAGUGAACACGCGGCAUGUUGAACCAGCGCUAGAGAGGCCUGAUGAAAGUGGCUCGGGGACUGACCCCAGGAUUAUGAAAAUGCUCGAAGAGCUUGCCAAAAGGAUUGAGAACGGAGAAAAGAAUAUUGAAGAAAAUGACAAAAAAAGUGCGGCUCCGAAGCCCAUCCCUAAGAAGUUUCGGAUGUUAGAUAUCCCGAAAUACAACGGGACCACUGAUCCCAACGAGCAAAUCACCACAUAUACUUGUGGCAUAAAAGAAAAUGAUCUGAAAGACGAUGAGAUCGAGUCUGUUUUGCUAAAAAAGUUUGGGGAAACUCUGUCUAAAGGUGCCAUGAUCUGGUACCAUAACCUACCCCCGAACUCUAUUGAUUCGUUUGCCAUUCUGGCAAACUCAUUUAUGAAGGCACAUGCUGGUGCCAUGAAAGUUGCAACAAGGAAGUUCGAUGUAUUCAAAAUAAAGCAAAGGAAGAACGAGAUGCUGAGGGAGUUUGUAUCCCGUUUCCAAUCCCCAGUCUCCGACGACUGGGCCGUGUAA
Nicotiana attenuata is the source of this 705-nucleotide messenger RNA. RefSeq lists its product as uncharacterized. Bases 1 to 705 code for a protein of 234 amino acids. The record is from RefSeq and is a predicted model, not a curated record. NCBI's taxonomy places the organism in Eukaryota, Viridiplantae, Streptophyta, Magnoliopsida, Solanales, Solanaceae. The transcript has 3 exons.